UCAAUGGGGAGCCUCCUCGAUUGGUCAGUAGUAAAAUGACGUCAACUUACACGGCAGGACACAUUCCAGUCAUCGACGUAGAAGAGGCGUGGCUUCACCAUUCUUUUACAACCGGCAUUUUCUUACUGGAGUUUCAUUAUUACUCCGAGAAGGGAAAUAAGUCUUUGUGCUAUUUAUUUAUUUAUUGUAGUGCGCUUUAAGUUUUCCGGAGCCAGACAUGCUGGGCCUGUGCCUUUACGUACCCGUGUCCAACUCAGACCCGGUUGAAGUGGAAUAUUUCGAGUCCAACGGACUGCCAUCCGAGAUGAAGUCUCUCUUUAACAAACUGAGCGUGUUCCUGUCUUCCCAGGAGUUUUCAACCUACCAAAAGUGGCGAAUGAAAACAUUAAAAAGGGGAGAACAUGGCUCAGAUGGACAGCUGGACUUUGAGGAGUUUGUCCACUAUCUGCAAGACUAUGAGAAGGACUUGAAGCUUGUGGUGAGAAGCCUGGACAAGAAGAAUGCAGGCUGUGUUGAACCUAAAGAGUUCGUGCAGUCUCUUCGAGACCUUGGUGUACAUAUCUCCCUGCAGAAUGCAGAAAAAGCCCUUAAGAGCGUGGAUAAGAAUGGCCUGAUAACAAUCAGCAGUAAAGACUGGAGCAAAUACACGAUGGUGGAGAAGACGGAGAACAUUCCUGAGAUCAUCCUCUACUGGAAACAUUCCACGAUUUUCGAUGUGGGUGAGAACCUGAUGGUGCCUGAUGAGUUCACUGUUGAGGAGAGGCAGACCGGGAUGUGGUGGAGACACCUGGUCGCCGGUGGAGGAGCUGGAGCGGUUUCCAGGACCUGCACUGCUCCUCUGGACCGACUCAAAGUCAUGAUGCAGGUUUAUGGAACUCGAACCAACAACAUGUGCGUAAUGAGCGGACUGAUGCAGAUGAUCAAAGAGGGUGGUAUGAAGUCACUGUGGCGAGGCAAUGGGGUGAACAUCAUCAAAAUCGCCCCUGAAUCUGCCCUGAAGUUCAUGGCAUACGAACAGAUUAAACGGAUAAUUGGCAGCGAUAAGGAGGCUCUGAACAUCUUGGAGCGGUUUGUCGCAGGAUCUCUGGCUGGAGUGAUCGCACAGAGUACCAUCUACCCCAUGGAGGUCCUGAAAACUUGUCUUACUCUGAGAAAGACCGGGCAGUACACCAGGAUCUCAGACUGUGCACGGCAGAUUUUCAGGAGAGAAGGACUUGGAGCGUUUUAUAAAGGCUACGUCCCCAACAUGUUGGGCAUCAUCCCCUACGCCGGCAUCGACCUGGCAGUGUACGAGACACUGAAGAACAGCUACCUGCAGCGGUACGGCACCACCAGUGGCGAUCCGGGCAUGUUCGUCCUGCUGGCCUGUGGCACCGUGUCCAGCACCUGCGGUCAGCUCGCUAGUUACCCUCUGGCUCUGGUCCGAACCCGCAUGCAAGCGCAAGCUGUCACGGAGGGUAGCCAGCCGGUGACGAUGACGGGGCUCUUCAAGCAGGUGUUGCAGACCGAGGGUCCAGUGGGGCUCUACAGAGGCCUGGCCCCCAACUUCCUCAAAGUCAUCCCUGCCGUCAGCAUCAGCUACGUGGUGUACGAGCACCUGAAGACACAGUUGGGAGUGACGUCGCGCUGAACCCCUACCCCAAGGGCUCAUGCCAGGGAAUCCCAGGGAGCUUCUGUCCCCUUCUGUGGGUUCAUGGAGCUGUCUCAUUCUGUGAAUGCCAGCUGACAAAAGACAAUGGAGGAAAAAAAAAAAAUCAGCCAGGACAAAGUGAAGGAUAAGGACUCUGUGAGCUUGGGUUUUGCUGCUAUUUAUGAUCUUGGAGAAGCUGUAUCGGGAGGUGAAAUGUGAGUGACUGUAUAUCAAGGACCAAAUGUCUCUGCUCUUCCUGCAGUUCUCUAUUUUGGUGCCCGAGCACAUGUCUAGUUUUUUCAUGUGUGUGGGACGCUGCAAGGUUAGGUUGCAUAACCAACACUCUUAAGUGUACUAAACUCCCAUUCAGAGUACACAUGACAUGGGAGGUACAGCAUUAAGAAACUGUUCUGCCUGUUGGAAGAAGUGACUGUCCCUAAAUAAGACGAUUUUGCACAUGUGAUUUUCAAUCCUCUUCCAAUGUUCUGAAUGACUGGGGUAUUUAUUUCUCUCAUAUUUAUUGUUUUAUUAUCAAGGACAGAGGGCUUGUAUACACUAGGCAGCAUGUUUUGUCUGAAGAGCCAAAUGUGUGAUUGAUAGUUGAUAGAUAGAUUGAUAGUGAAAAUGCAGUGUGCACCAGUCGACAGCCUGAACACGUGGCCGUCAAAC
This is a messenger RNA of Monopterus albus (swamp eel), 2299 nucleotides long. RefSeq names its product solute carrier family 25 member 25a (gene slc25a25a). Gene Ontology annotation, cellular component: mitochondrial inner membrane. The record is from RefSeq and is a predicted model, not a curated record. The transcript is spliced from 10 exons. The coding region runs from base 218 to 1630 and encodes 470 amino acids. Gene Ontology annotation, molecular function: calcium ion binding. NCBI's taxonomy places the organism in Eukaryota, Metazoa, Chordata, Actinopteri, Synbranchiformes, Synbranchidae. Gene Ontology annotation, biological process: transmembrane transport.